This is a messenger RNA of Sphenostylis stenocarpa, 2067 nucleotides long. Lineage: Eukaryota; Viridiplantae; Streptophyta; Magnoliopsida; Fabales; Fabaceae. The record is from the annotation of a GenBank genome assembly.
AUGGGGGAGGUGGUGAUGAGUGGAGAGAAGUCAGUGAGAGUUGAGGAGGAGAGUGGGAGUGGGAGCAAGGGUGAAUUGAAGGGCUUGAUGAGGUGGGAGAAGUUUAUGCCCAGGAUGAUUUUGAGGGUGUUAUUAGUUGAAGCCGAUGACUCCACAAGGCAGAUUAUAGCCGCGCUUCUCCGAAAAUGCAGCUACAAAGUGGCUGCUGUUCCAGAUGGCUUGAAGGCGUGGGAAUUACUCAAGGGAAGACCUCACAAUGUUGAUUUAAUACUGACGGAAGUGGAUUUGCCAUCCAUAUCUGGCUAUGCACUUCUUACGUUAAUUAUGGAGCAUGACAUUUGCAAAAACAUCCCUGUCAUAAUGAUGUCUUCCCAAGAUUCAAUCAGCACGGUAUACAAAUGCAUGCUGAGAGGUGCUGCUGAUUAUCUUGUUAAGCCCAUUAGAAAAAAUGAACUGCGGAAUUUGUGGCAACAUGUUUGGAGAAGACAAUCAUCAACCACUGGCAUAAAUGGUACCCAAGAUGAGAGUGUUGCACAGCAGAAGGUUGAAGCCACUGCGGAAAAUAAUGCUGCUAGUAAUCGUUCAAGUGGUGACGCUGCUUGCAUUCAGAGAAAUAUGGAAUUAAUUGAGAAAGGAAGUGAUGCACAGAGUUCUUGUACUAAGCCCGACUUGGAAGCUGAGACUGGCCCUGUUGAUAACAUGCAGGAAUUUUCUCCUCCAAAAUGUGGGGAAGAAUAUCCAAGUGGAGCAGAGACACAAGAGGUUGAAACCUGCAUUCGAUUAGGACAGACAUUGAUGAUGCGUGACAGUCAUGCUGGAGGAUUAACUAUACACAAAAAUGGUGAGGCAAGCACAACUAAUGGCAAGGUUGUUGAUCCAGAGCAUCUUAGGAAUGCUAGCAUCAGCGGUGAGGCUCAUGACAAUCACUAUGUUCAAAUUUCCAAGGAAGCUAUUGACUUGAUUGGAGCAUUUCAUACACAUCCCAACUGCACGCUAAAAAAUGCCACAGUUGAUUGCACAGGCAAGGUUGACCUUUCUCCUCAAUUGGAUCUUUCUCUGAGAAGAUCUCGUCCCAGCAGCUCUGAGAAUGAACUCAGUGAAGAAAGGCAUACCCUGAUGCAUUCUAAUGCUUCAGCCUUUAAGCGGUAUACUAACAGGCAAUUGCAAGUAUUGACGCCUGCAGUGUUAAAUAACUUCUCUGAUCAACAAAGAGAUCAGAGAACAAAUGGUGAGAAAAGCAUCUCACACAUAGUUACUGGCUGCAACUCGGAUAGUUCAACACCUGGUAUGCCAAGAUGUAUAGUGUCUCCAACUACGGUCCAUCCAAAAGAAUCUGAACUUGCAACCUCACACUCUCAGCAAGGGCAUUCUCGCCCAAUUCCAGUAAAGGGUGUAAGGUUCAAUGAUCUAUGCACAGCCUAUGGUUCUGUACUUCCUUCAAUGUUUCGCACACAGUCAGGUCCACCAGCAAUGCCAAAUCCAAGUUCAGUUGUGCUCUUUGAACCAAACUUUCAAGUAAACGCAUUUUAUCAGUCAAACAGGAAAGAGAGUAGUUCGGAGCAGAUUUAUGAACCUCUUGGUCCAAAUGGAAACAGUUCCCAGAACCACAUUGUGUACACACAGGAACGUAAAUCAGAACAUGCAGAGGAUCGAGGGCAUAUCUCUUCUACAACUGAUCAAAGUGCGUCAAGUAGUUUCUGUCAUGGAAACGCAAGCCAUCUUAACAGCAUUGGUUAUGGAAACAACUGUGGAAGUAACAGCAAUGUUGAUCAAGUUACCACUGUCAGGGUAGCAUCAGAGAGCAAUAAUGGGGACCUCACAAACAAUGCAAACUCUCAUCGAUCUAUCCAAAGAGAAGCAGCACUAAACAAAUUCCGGUUGAAAAGAAAAGAGAGAUGCUAUGAGAAGAAGGUUCGAUAUGAGAGCAGAAAGAAACUAGCAGAGCAGCGUCCCAGAGUGAAAGGACAAUUUGUUCGUCAAGUUCAUCCUGAUCCUCUUGUUGCAGAAGAAGAUGGCCAAGAAUAUGAUCAUUCACAGAUUUCUGACACACUGGAGAGGAGAGUAUGA